Molecule: messenger RNA, 672 nt
Organism: Colletotrichum spaethianum
Lineage: Eukaryota; Fungi; Ascomycota; Sordariomycetes; Glomerellales; Glomerellaceae
Product: oil body-associated protein 1A
Exons: 2
Coding region: 1-672 (223 amino acids)
Source: RefSeq, a predicted model, not a curated record
AUGGCAGCCAAGCCGGAAGCGAAUGCUGGGGAGCCGAUUAGCACCGAGAACCAGGUGCUCCAGGCUGGCGCAUCAGCAAUCCAGGACUUUGCGCCUCUUCGAAACGUCUGCGCUCACCUUAAUGCCUUCCAUGCUUAUGCUUCGGACCCUUCUCGCGUGGUCGAAGCAAACCACUACUGUGGCCAUCUGAACGAAGAUGUACGACAGUGCAUCCUUUACGACAGUCCCGAGCCCAACGCGCGCAUCAUCGGAAUUGAGUACAUGAUCACGCCCAAGCUGUAUGAAACGUUGGACCCGGAGGAGCGGAAGCUCUGGCACAGCCAUGUGUACGAGGUCAAGUCGGGCAUGCUUAUCAUGCCGCAAAGGACACUGCCAGACUCGGUAUGGGAAACAGCGGAGAACAAGGAGAUGGAACAGGUCGUUCAUCUGUACGGCAAGGUCUUCCACCUAUGGCAAGUCGACAAAGGCCACCAGCUCCCCUUGGGCGAACCGCAGCUCAUGACAAGCUUCACUCAGCCGGGGCAAUUCGACUUUGAGAAAUAUGUUAGCGAGAGAGAUCAGAGGUUUAAGUCUGAUUAUAAGCGAAAGCAGGAGGCCCGGAGGCACAUCGAGUCACCCGCGGUUCAUCCCGACGCUGACCAAGCAUGGAAGAACCAUAACAAUAAAGCAUAA